UUUUGAUCCGGCGAACGUGCGCGCACACGUGUACCUCCGUGAGUGAGCGAUACAGACAAGCACUCAUUCACAUACGCACGCGGACACAGAUACACACACACAUGGACACUCGUGUAAGGCAUCUGUGAAGUCUAAAAAUGUCACGCUGAUAUUUAAACGAGUGCCACGCUUGACUUAAAAGUUUUCACGCUGAAUACACUGAAUUGGACUUUUUGCGAAGUCAAACUUAACGAACUGUCACGCUAACCUGAAGUAACUGUCACGCUGAACAAAAGAAACUGUCACGCUUAACUGAAACAACUGUCACGCUGGACAUACCCAAGGAAUUUGAGCACAAGGAUAUGACAUUAGAUGAACAAGCACGCACAAGAAGGCGUGGCCCUGACUCACGCAAGCUCCGCCUUGUCAUGCGUAGGAAAAACAGUAGUGACAGCCAGCAAAGUGAAGACACGCCCCCUCCAUGCGCCGGUCUACCGAGCACGCCAGCCAGCCCGUCCCACAGCUCUGUGUCCAGGGUCCCGUCCCACAGCUCUGUGUCCAGGGUCCCGUCCUUCAGGAGCGACUGCCCAGCCCAGCCAAGUGAUGAGGGCAACAUCACAGACGGCGUGUCACGUGCUCUAGGACCGAGACGGUGCUCCAUGCCAAACGUCGUAGAGAACUUUCUCACGGUGCCGGAUGAGUCAGCGCGUCUGCGGAGAGUCCGAUCGUUUAAGACAACGUCCAAGGGAGCGGUGGUCAACAGAGGGGACUCCUUCAAGAAAAAAAGCACCCACAGCCUCAUGUCCACAGGCAGCGCCAUCACUGACGCCCGACCCCAGCAGCUACACCACAGGGCGUACACCUCAGGGGUGGCAAGCACCCCCACCUAUUAUAGAGUCAUAAUGAUGGGCGCAGCAGGAUGCGGAAAAUCUUUAAUGACGAAACAGUUUAUGACGUCAGAUUACGUUGGCAGUGGAGACGAUCACCAGGAAACGCACGAAAAUACAGUAUCGGUCCUGCUAGAUGGAGAGGAAUCGACUAUUGAAUUUAUCGAUCCGUUGGACAGAAAUGUUAUAGGUGACGGUAUGCAACAGUUGCUGGAUGCUUAUGUCGUUGUUUUUGCCAUCAACGAUUCCUCAACGUUCGAGACAGCCCAGAACCUGGUCCGGUAUUUGCGUGUGGACCACGGAACAGACAGGGCCAUAGUCCUUGUGGCCAACAAAAUUGAUCUCGUCCGAAAAAGGAAGGUCAGCGCAGAAGCGGCCAGACUAGUGGCAGAAACCUACGACUGUAAGUACGCGGAGGUCUCGGCCAGCCUGAAUCAUCAUCUGGACGAGCUGCUGGUCGGGAUAUUAACACAGAUCCGCCUACACAUGCGGAUACCCUUCACUACCAUUUCUUUUCCCGGUAAAGAGCCGCGGGCUGAGAAGACACGCCCAGUUAAAGGCCCUCGGAGCUUCUUCAUGAGGCUAUUUCGUCGGUACGGCCGGAAGUCGGAGAGGCCCUGCGAAAAUCUGCAUGUCUUGUAGACGUGACAGACUAGGGUAAUCCAAGACCGUCAUGAUCAAAGUUAACCGGCAAGUUUCUUGGAAAACUUAUCAAAGUUAACCGGCAAGUUUCUUGGCAAAACUUAUCAAAGUUAACCGGCAAGUUUCUUGGCAAAACUUAUCAAAGUUAACCGGCAAGUUUCUUGGCAAAACUUAUCAAAGGAAACCAGCAAACAUCGAGAUAAAACUAAAAUUAAACAGCUAGUCUAAGGAAACAACAUGCUCAAUGUUUGAGAAAAAAUCCUAGGAAUGAGCCAUAACAUUAAUGUUAGAUAUUUUAAUACUAAAUAUUCAGAUUAUGAUUUAUUUUAAUUUUCCCUAAAAAUUAUUAAAUGUCUGGAAUAAUGUGCGUAAUAUGGUAAAAUGUUUCAUAUGAGUAAUAAGCAAAUUAUGAUAUAUGUACACACAUGCACAAGGAAUUUCAGUCGAGUUCAAUAAAAUAUCAGAAACACCUCAUUGACAAAUAUGCAAUUCCGGAUUCCUAGUUAUUAAUUUUAGAAUGAAUCAUAUUAUUUGAAGAAUACAUAAUUUAGAAGCCAUAUAAAAAUAAUUAAAUUAUUGAUUAAAAUUUUUUAAUCUUUUGAAAAAAUAAAAUAUACUGUUUAUG
This is a messenger RNA of Physella acuta, 2133 nucleotides long. RefSeq names its product GTP-binding protein REM 1. The record is from RefSeq and is a predicted model, not a curated record. Gene Ontology annotation, molecular function: calcium channel regulator activity; GTP binding; GTPase activity. NCBI's taxonomy places the organism in Eukaryota, Metazoa, Mollusca, Gastropoda, Physidae. Gene Ontology annotation, cellular component: plasma membrane.